AUGCUCUACUAACCCCACGUCGAAAUUCUGCCCGUCAAAGUGGGGUGGUGAGACUCUACGGGGAUUAGAAUCACUAACUUCAACAUACUUUUAUACCCAAUAUCUAUCAUACCUUGACUUUGUAAGACUUUGAAGUUCUUUCUCUUUUCGGUUCUGAAAAGCAGCUCUUAUACAUUUGCGACCCUAGCCCUACAUAAAAGUAUAGGUGUUUUGCAUUAACAACUACCCCCUACCCCCCCCAAAUUUGCGCUGGUAAUUUGGACCCGAUUAAAGACCAAGAUCCUCGGGAUCUAGAACCGUCAAGAUGGUGAACAUAACGGACAAGAUUAAGGAGAUCGAGGAUGAGAUGAGAAGGACGCAGAAGAACAAGGCAACUGAGUAUCACCUUGGACUUCUGAAAGGCAAACUCGCGCGUCUAAGAGCGCAACUUCUUGAACCCGGUCCAGGCGCAGGUGGAGGGGGCGGCGCGGGCUUUGACGUCAGCAAGAGCGGCGAUGCGCGAAUAGCGCUUGUUGGGUUUCCGUCCGUCGGUAAAUCGACGUUCUUAUCCAAAGUAACCAAAACGAAGUCGGAAGUGGCUUCGUACGCCUUCACCACCCUCACAGCCAUCCCCGGUGUGUUGGAGUACGGCGGCGCGGAAAUCCAGUUGCUCGAUCUGCCGGGAAUUAUCGAGGGCGCUGCGGAAGGCAAAGGUCGAGGACGCCAGGUGAUUUCUGCUGCCAAGACGAGCGACCUCAUUCUUAUGGUGCUUGAUGCGACGAAGAGGGCCGAGCAAAGGGCUCUGUUAGAAGCCGAACUAGAAGCUGUCGGUAUUCGAUUAAAUAGGGAGCCACCAAACAUCUAUCUGAAGGUCAAGAAAGCCGGCGGCAUGAAGAUCAACUUCCAAUCGCCGCCGAAGUACCUGGACGAAAAGAUGGUGUUUAACAUCUUGCGAGACUACAAGAUGUUAAACUGCGAAGUGCUAGUCCGAGAUGACGAGGCGACAGUCGACGACCUAAUCGACGUCAUCAUGAAGGACCACCGUAAGUACAUCAAGUGUCUUUACGUGUACAACAAGAUAGACAGCGUCUCCCUCGACUUCCUGGAUAAGUUAGCGCGCGAGCCACAGACCGUCGUCAUGAGUUGCGAGUUGGAUUUGGGGAUUCAAGACGUGGUCGACCGGUGCUGGAAGGAGUUACAGUUGAUCAGGAUCUACACGAAACGGAAAGGUGUCGAUCCUGACUUCAGCGAGGCGCUCAUCGUGCGCAGCAAUGCUACAAUCGAAGACGUCUGCGACCGAAUCCACCGAACGCUGAAGGAUACGUACAAGUAUGCUCUGGUAUGGGGCGCAAGCGCUAGACAUAUCCCGCAGCGGGUUGGUCUAGGACACGUGGUAGCAGACGAGGACGUGGUAUACAUAGUCAGUGGUUACAAGGCCUAGUAUAAUAGCAUCGUUAAUCACGAUUCCGGGAAUCCAGUGUAAAA
This is a messenger RNA of Daldinia caldariorum, 1464 nucleotides long. RefSeq names its product P-loop containing nucleoside triphosphate hydrolase protein. Gene Ontology annotation, cellular component: cytoplasm. Gene Ontology annotation, biological process: cytoplasmic translation. The record is from RefSeq and is a predicted model, not a curated record. NCBI's taxonomy places the organism in Eukaryota, Fungi, Ascomycota, Sordariomycetes, Xylariales, Hypoxylaceae. Bases 305 to 1420 code for a protein of 371 amino acids. The transcript is spliced from 6 exons. Gene Ontology annotation, molecular function: GTP binding; GTPase activity.